Colletotrichum graminicola M1.001 is the source of this 2886-nucleotide messenger RNA. Its product is annotated as leucyl-tRNA synthetase. The transcript has 2 exons. NCBI's taxonomy places the organism in Eukaryota, Fungi, Ascomycota, Sordariomycetes, Glomerellales, Glomerellaceae. Bases 1 to 2886 code for a protein of 961 amino acids. Gene Ontology annotation, molecular function: aminoacyl-tRNA deacylase activity; ATP binding; leucine-tRNA ligase activity. Gene Ontology annotation, biological process: mitochondrial translation; leucyl-tRNA aminoacylation. The record is from RefSeq and is a predicted model, not a curated record. Gene Ontology annotation, cellular component: mitochondrion.
AUGCAAUUGAUUCACGCGAAACACAUUGGCCGUGUGUGGCCAUCGCGGGCCAUCGCGACCUUUGCCAAAGCUGCACGAGCUUCCCCGAUCCUAGCUACACGACCGUCUCAGCCGUUUACAAGCCCAUAUCUCGCUCAAGCCACGCAGCGACGAAGCUACGCAGACACCAAGCUCGACUUUCCUGCCCUCGACAAGAAAUGGCGCCAGCAGUGGGAAGCUUCCAAAGCGCCUACCUCCGAAGAUGCCUCCAGCAAGCCUAACAAGUAUGUGCUCCCGAUGUUCCCAUACCCGUCUGGCACAUUGCACCUUGGCCAUCUUCGCGUAUACACGAUCGCCGACGUCCUCGCUCGAUACCACACGAUGCAGGGAUCCCGUGUCAUGCUGCCAAUGGGGUGGGACGCAUUCGGCCUCCCUGCUGAGAACGCGGCCAUCGAUCGUGGCGUUGCCCCCGCGGCAUGGACCAAGAGCAAUAUUGUCAAGAUGAAGGAACAACUAGAGGUCAUGAAUGGCAAUUGGAACUGGGAUAGGGAAUUGACCACUUGUGAUCCCGACUUCUAUAAGCACACCCAGAAGCUUUUCCUGAUGAUGCUCGAGCGUGGCUUAGCCUACCAGGCCGAAGCUGAGGUCAACUAUGACCCCGUUGAUAUGACGGUGCUGGCGAACGAGCAAGUCGACGCCAACGGGUGCUCCUGGAGAUCCGGUGCCAAGGUCGAGAAGCGGCAGCUCAAGCAAUGGUUCUUCCGUAUUUCCGAGUUUAGAGAAGCGUUGCUAAAGGAUUUGGACACCCUUGCCAAGGACGAAUCUUGGCCCGAGAGAGUCCUAGCCAUGCAGAAGAACUGGCUUGGCAAGUCGACUGGUGCCGUCAUCAAGUUCCCAGUCAUGGCCAUGGGUCAUGAUAUUCAUGCAGGCAUUGAGGUCUUCACGACGCGGCCAGAUACGCUCUUCGGAGUCCAGUAUAUUGCACUGGCCUCGACACAUCCCAUCGUCUCCCAACUGGCGAAGGAUGAUCCCGAGCUGCAGGCUUUCCUGGAUACCUUACCAGGACUACCUCGCGACUCCAAGGUCGGUUAUAUGUUACCACACGUGAGGGCUAUCAAUCCUCUGGCAUACCACGAAGAUACCCCCGACGACAGCAAGAAGUCUAUCCCUGUGUACGUCGCGCCGUAUGUACUCGGGGACUAUGGCGAAGGCGCUGUCAUGGGUGUUCCAGGCCAUGAUCUGAGAGACAACGCUUUCUGGAAGGAACACCACUACAACGAACCCGUAAGGUUCGUGAUUGCGGCAUCAGAGGACGAUACAACGUCCGCGAUGGCGAAUAACCCAUUUGUUGAGCAUGGUGUUAUGACAGCUGCCGGCGGGCCCUUCAAGGGAAAGUCCUCCGAACAGGCGGGCCAAAUACUCAUCGCCAUGCUUGAGGCGGCCGAACUGGCUAAGCCGGUCGAGAAAUGGAGAUUGAGAGACUGGCUGAUCAGUCGCCAGCGCUACUGGGGAACGCCGAUUCCCAUUGUUCACUGCGGUUCCUGUGGACCGGUUCCUGUUCCAGAUGACCAGCUGCCGGUUACCCUGCCUGACGUUGGCGACCAUUGGACGAAUGGUCAAGCUGGCAACCCCUUAGAAAGAGCAGAGCAAUGGGUCAAUACCAGCUGCCCCAAGUGCGGUGGCCAUGCCAAGCGCGACACCGAUACCAUGGAUACCUUUGUGGACUCGAGUUGGUACUACGCGCGCUUCGUGGAUCCUCACAAUGCAUCGGAACCCCUAUCUGCCGAAGCUGCAAAGGCCUUGCCCGUGGACUUGUACAUUGGUGGCAUCGAGCAUGCCAUCCUGCACUUACUUUAUGCCAGGUUCAUCUACAAGUUCCUGGCCACCACGCCGCUGUUCCCUAGCUCAGGCGAAGCCGACACUGUCCAUGAGCCUUUCAAGAGACUCAUUACGCAGGGCAUGGUGCACGGCAAAACGUACACUGACCCCAAGUCGGGAAAGUUUCUCAAGCCAGACGAGGUUGACUUGAAAGAUCCGUCGAAUCCCAAGGUUGUGGCAACAGGAGCCACGGCAAACGUGUCGUUCGAGAAGAUGUCCAAAUCCAAGUACAACGGAGUUGAUCCCACCGAGUUUAUCUCCAAAUACGGCGCUGAUGCGACACGAGCUCACAUUCUCUUCCAGGCGCCUGUAAGCGACAUCCUCAACUGGGAUGAGAGCAAGAUCGCUGGUGUUACACGUUGGCUCCAGAGGCUAUGUGAUCACGCGGCCAGCCUUCAGAAGACCCCAACCGAGGAGAAGUCUGUUGCAACAUACCUUGAGGAGCGGUCAGGCAACUUGUCCUCUAUGAACGAGGACGAGCUCGCCGCUUGGGAUGCUGACGCUGCCAUCUGGCGAGCCGUUCAAAACACCAUCAACUCUAUUACUCAGUCCUACGAGACUGUGUACUCCAUGAACACCAUCAUUUCAGACCUUAUGAGUCUGACAAAUACGCUCUUGGACAAUACCAAAGCAAGUGCGCUUAUCCAGCGAGAGGCCAUGUCGGUUCUACUUCGGAUGAUGGCCCCUGUUGCCCCUGCGGUAUCUGAAGAGUGUUGGAGCAUUCUCUACCCCAACUCCGGCUCCAUUUUCCAAUCCGCUACUUUCCCUGUGAAUGAUAACACCGCAUCGUUGCUGAAGCCCCGCACGCAACCUCUGGCUGUCCAGAUCAAUGGAAAGCUGCGCGGUGUCGUCGAGGUACCUAAUCCUCCUUCGGGUCUGGAGGGCGAGGCAUUACGGGAGUGGAUGGUGGCUGAGGUUCUGAAGUCGGAGGAGGGCAAGGCCAAGUUUACCGGAGGCCAGUUCGACGUGAGAUCGCCGAAAAGAGUCAUUGUGGCCCGUGGUGGUAAGACCGUCAACUUUGUAGUCUAA